CCCACAUGCGCGGUCGUCCCUGGAGCGCGAGCUCCAGGCUUCCGCAACAAUUCUUGUAACUUUGCCCCCGUCUUCCUUUCCCCUCACCCCUACUUUUUGCAUAAGGGGAAAAAGUUGUGUCGAAACUGUCCACCGAUUGCCACCUCCCCAUUAUCCUUCCUCCCCUCCCCACUUUUUUUUUUUAAGCGGCAACAUUGUUUAGUGUUUAUUUUGUUUUGCGAUCGAUAGCUUCCUUUGCUUUGUUGGGGCGGCUGCAGAGCGGCGGAGCGGCGUGGACCUCAUGUAGAAAUGACAACAAUGGAAGGGGCCAGCGGGUCGAGUUUCGGAAUAGACACGAUUCUGUCCAGUGCCAGCUCGGGCAGCCCCGGCAUGAUGAACGGAGAUUUCCGCCCGCUCGGCGAGGCGAGGACCGCGGAUUUUAGGAGUCAGGCCACUCCGUCCCCCUGUUCAGAGAUUGAUACGGUCGGAACGGCGCCUUCCUCUCCCAUCUCGGUCACCAUGGAGCCUCCGGAGCCGCAUCUGGUAGCCGACGGGCCCCAGCAUCACCACCACCUGCCGCCGCAGCCUCCCGCCCAGCAUCCGGGCUCGGCCGCCUCAGCCCCCAGGACUUCCACCUCCUCCUUCUUAAUUAAGGACAUCCUGGGCGACAGCAAACCUCUGGCGGCCUGCGCGCCCUACAGCACCAGCGUCUCCUCGCCCCACCACACCCCGAAGCCGGAGAGCAACGCGGCGCACGAGAGCUUCAGGCCCAAGCUGGAGCAGGAGGACAGCAAAAGCAAGCUGGACAAGCGGGAGGAUUCCCAGGGCGACCUCAAAUGCCACGGAACAAAGGAGGAAGGAGACCGGGAGAUUACGAGUAGCCGAGAGAGUCCCCCUGUGAGAGCCAAAAAGCCUCGCAAAGCCAGGACGGCUUUUUCUGACCACCAACUCAACCAACUGGAGCGUAGCUUUGAGCGGCAGAAGUACCUGAGCGUGCAGGACCGCAUGGACCUGGCAGCUUCGCUCAACCUCACUGACACCCAGGUCAAGACCUGGUACCAGAACCGCAGGACCAAGUGGAAGCGGCAGACGGCGGUGGGCCUGGAGCUGCUGGCCGAGGCGGGGAACUACUCGGCGCUGCAGAGGAUGUUCCCGUCGCCCUACUUCUACCACCCGAGCCUGCUGCACAAUUUUGCAGCCAGAUUUAUCAAGUUCUUUGUGUCUUUCUCCAUCAACACUUUAGCUGAUCAUAUUCAGCUCAAUGAGGGCAGUUUUGGCUUCAUCUUCUAUUAA
This is a messenger RNA of Myotis brandtii (Brandt's bat), 1272 nucleotides long. It is a transcript of the gene BARHL2, whose product is annotated as BarH-like homeobox 2. Bases 289 to 1272 code for a protein of 327 amino acids. Gene Ontology annotation, biological process: regulation of transcription by RNA polymerase II. The record is from RefSeq and is a predicted model, not a curated record. Gene Ontology annotation, molecular function: RNA polymerase II transcription regulatory region sequence-specific DNA binding; DNA-binding transcription factor activity, RNA polymerase II-specific. Gene Ontology annotation, cellular component: nucleus. Lineage: Eukaryota; Metazoa; Chordata; Mammalia; Chiroptera; Vespertilionidae. The transcript has 5 exons.